Molecule: messenger RNA, 501 nt
Organism: Penaeus chinensis
Lineage: Eukaryota; Metazoa; Arthropoda; Malacostraca; Decapoda; Penaeidae
Product: CCHC-type zinc finger nucleic acid binding protein-like
Exons: 2
Coding region: 1-501 (166 amino acids)
Source: RefSeq, a predicted model, not a curated record
AUGCGUUGUGUUGAUACCGACCUGAACAUCGGCAGCGGCGACGGCGGCAUUCGCGGCACCCGUGGCGGCGGCGGGGGCGGGGCAAGGAGGGUCGGCGGCGGCGGCGGCGGCGCCAGACGACACCAUCAGAGGCGAGCCGCGAGGGGCGAGGAGGGCGCCGCUGCUCCGCCUCGGCCGCGAUCCUCCGGCGCUGCGGCGUCUUCGGCUUGCAUCCCUCCGCGCGCGCUCGAGGGGCGCCUCUCGCGGGACUGCCUUCGCCCUCGGAGCCCCGCCUGCAGCCAACGCUCACGUUCCUAUCUGGCGCCGGAACGGAAUCUCGAGAAGGGGCCAGUCAGUCUACGGCUGGAGCAUCCUGCCGAGGACUGCGGCAAGGCGAAGGAGGAAGGAGUGAAGGAAACCUGUCCGUCUUCAGUCGCAGGCAGUCCUUUACGGCAUUCCAGGAGACAAUCUCCGACCGUUCGACUGCGAGGGAAGCUUGCACGGGAGAUUCUUUCCUUCUAA